AGACUAAACCGGAAGUAACCAGCGAUACAGGUUAAACAAUAAAGGAGAACGGAGUGGAUUCCAGUGGAUCCCGGAUUUCUGGGACAGAGGAGAGUAGAUUACAUUAAAGACUGAGAAGAUGCCGACGUGUAUGACUCUGGAGACUCAGAUCUCCUCCGUGAUGGAGAGUCUGACCCGAGCGGCGGUGGCAGAGAUCUGCAAACUGAUCAACACCGAGUGUGUGGAAAUGCGGUUAGAGAUCCGCCGGGGCCAGAAGGAGAUCGAAGCCCUGAAGGGGAAAAUACGGGAUCUGAAGAGAGACGCGCCGAAUCCUUGUCUGCUUGCGGUGUCUUUAAACGAGCCUCGAGAAAAUAUGCAAAAUUCAGAUAACAGAGUCGAUGAUCUCAGCACAACGUUGACAUGUCACAAUGAAGACAACGAUAAAGAAACUAAUUCUCCAGUGCUGACGAACAACUUGCAGGAAAAUGAUGUUCGGGGAAGCAGGAAUUCUCAUCCAAACUCUGGCAUUGUACAAAAUCAGACGUGCAUGUUGAAGGAGUCCCAAAUCCUUAUGGAAUCAUUGACCACUGCAGCUCUCAAUGAUAUUAGAGAACUCAGUACUGCUGCCGUAAAAGUGGAGGGUGCGAGUCCCCCUGUCUCCACAGUCGAGUGUAUCUCAGAGGUCUUCCAAGCUGACCAGAAGCAAUGCACAAAUACACACAGCCAUACAACAGGAGACAACAGUAAUCACAUUGGCUCUGCAGAGGAGAUUUGGCCACAAUCUCAUUAUUCUGCGCAUUUACAUAACAAACAUCUGCCUGAAGAAGAAUCUAGCUACAAAUACGUGACAGACUUUAAUCAUCUAAAUGGGCAUAGGAGCAAUGAAGGGAAUGCUAAUAGGUUGCUUCUAAAGACUGAGGAGAAUGAAGAGCCUUUAACAAACACAGUAGAUGACCUGGCACCAUGUGGAAUGAUAGAGAGUGAGGCUUUAUCAUGGCCGUCUUUGACUUCGGUGAACUUUCCGGUGCGUGGUGGAGGUCCAGGCUGCUCUUCUAUGCUACAACAGGCUAUUCAUGUUUCCCAUCCUGAACACGCUGAUUUUCAUCUCGGUGUGAAUGGAGAAAUAGAAUAUACAAUCGAACCGGAAGUGAAACAGGCAGGAGGACGAAGUAUACAGGAUGUGAGCCAAGCCACAGCACUCAGACAGAACUCCACAGUGUCCACAAUGCUGACACAAGCAAAGGUUCUGCCGAUGGCUGAGAUGCGGCAUAAGCUAUUCUCCUGCUCUUUCUGUCCUAAGAGUUUUCAGAGCAGUGCUGACCUGAAGAGGCAUCAGCGCAUUCACACAGGAGAAAAGCCUUACGGCUGUGCCGUGUGUGGAAAGCGCUUCUCCCUCAGGGGGAACCUUGUCACCCACGAGAGGGCACACAGUGGCAGCAAGCCCUUCAUUUGCCGCCAGUGUGGGAGAGCCUUUGCCCAUGGCUCCAACUUAAGGGCUCAUCAGCGUGUCCAUACAGGAGAAAGGCCUUUUCACUGCUCUCUGUGCGAUAAGACAUUUGCUUGGUACUACCCUUUCAAAAGACACAUCAGCUUACAUUUUCUGAAUGGUCAAAACCCCUGAUUACUUUUGUGAUUUUUUAAAAUAUUCAAGGCCAUGCUUGUGUCUUGCAAAUCAUUACAGGCUUUCAUACAAAAAUGAGCAUUUUGUACCAGAGGUCGACCGAUAGUUGAUUUUACCGAUACCGGUAAUACCGAGAGCUAGGUUGAAUCAUACUUGCUGAUAAACAGUUAAUCAAACGGUAGUUUUUAAAAUGGUUACUAGACAAAAAUGAAACACAAUACUCCGUGGAAAAUAGUAUAGAACUUUAUUACAAAAAUAAUAAAGUACUGAAUCAUGAAAUCAUGUGCUAAAUGAAAUUAAUAUGAAUAUAUUAAUUAUAUUAAUAAAUAUUGAGGAAAAUAAGUUUCAAACUGAAACAAAAAGUAACACUCUAAAUAAAAAAAAACUGUUCCAUACAAAAUAAAUAAAAAAGACACAGCACAUCAAAUAAAUAGCACGUGGUGUCCGUGAUUCACCACUAGAGGCCGCUCUCGUGCUGUAUAAGGUAAACCCGGAAAAACUACCGGUAUAAAUAUAAAUAUACCGGUAUGCCAAUACUCGAUAGUUCCAGUAAUCAGCUAUUGGUGCAAAUUAUUCGGGAAAACAGAUGAAUCGGUUGACCUCUACUUAGUACUGUCUGUGGUUGUGUGCUCGUUAUUUCUGAGUUAGCUUUAAGCAGGAAGUGAGGAAGUCCAGAAAAACAUUUUAGGAAAGGCCUAGUGUCUUUGUUAGACAACACUAUUAUAUAUGGAAAAACACUUAAAAUAAACGUAAUUAA
This is a messenger RNA of Silurus meridionalis, 2357 nucleotides long. Its product is annotated as zinc finger protein 41-like. The transcript has 3 exons. The record is from RefSeq and is a predicted model, not a curated record. NCBI's taxonomy places the organism in Eukaryota, Metazoa, Chordata, Actinopteri, Siluriformes, Siluridae. The coding region runs from base 119 to 1600 and encodes 493 amino acids.